Drosophila innubila is the source of this 1463-nucleotide messenger RNA. RefSeq names its product protein HGH1 homolog. The coding region runs from base 70 to 1167 and encodes 365 amino acids. The transcript has 5 exons. Lineage: Eukaryota; Metazoa; Arthropoda; Insecta; Diptera; Drosophilidae. The record is from RefSeq and is a predicted model, not a curated record.
CUGUGUUUAGUUAGUUUUUAGUGCAUGCCGUGCUACAAUUUUUUAAAUAAUUGAAAAGAAACAUAAAUAAUGGACAAUGUAAGGGAGUUAAUACAAUUCAUGCAACCCAAUCAGCGGCUAGAUCUUAAAGCAGUGGCACUAACACAUGUUCUAAGUCUGACUGGCAGUGCGGAGGGAAAGGAAGCAAUACUAUCGCUUGAUGAAAUGCUAAUGGCCAUCUUUGGGCUGACCCUCGAUGCCAACGCUACAGUUGCAAAGGAUGCGGUGCUGAGCCUGAUAAACCUGUCAGCAGAGGAAGAGGGAGCCAUCAAAGUGUACGAAUUGGCAAAGCAAGUGCAACCCACCUUUGCCAUUGUCGAUCUCGCUGUCAAGCAGAUCACGGAUGAACAGGCGGACCUGGCAGAUGCCUGGAGUAUGGUGCUGAGUAAUUUAACUCGCGUCGAGUCGCUCGUUCAUGCCGUACUUGACUCUUUGGAGCCAACACUGUCCCAAUUGGCGAAAGCAUUUGCUCAGCUAGACUACAACAAGAAGAAGUGCAAACUCCACUAUUUGGCACCCAUAUUCUGCAAUCUUACUCAAGUGCCGCGCGGUCGGGAGUUGUGCUGCCAGCCAAAGUAUCGGCUGCUGGAGAAGCUGCUGCCCUUUGCCUCGUUCGAGGAGAGCGUGGUUCGUCGUGGCGGCACCAUUGGCAUCCUUAAGAACAUAUGCUUUGAUGCAGUAUAUCAUGAUGUGAUAUUAAAUGAACAGGACGACAUAUUGGUCGCCAUACUACAACCGUUGUGUGGACCCGAAGAGUUCAGUGAUGAGGACAAUGACAAACUACCGAUUGAAUUGCAGUACCUGCCCGAAAGCAAAACCCGCGAAACGGAUCCGGAUCUGCGAAAAAUGCUGCUCGAGUGCCUCCUGCAACUGUGCGCGACUAGACGCUGCCGCGAGGUGCUGCGCGCCAAAGGCGUCUAUGAGGUUCUGCGGGAGUACCACAAAUGGGAGGCCAAGCUGGGUCGUGACAGUGACUGUGUGUUAGCCUGUGAGAAUGUUGUGGAUAUUUUAAUCAAAAAAGAGGAAGAAAUUGGCCUUGACAACUAUAAGACUGUCGAAGUGCCAGCUGAUCAUGCGGAAAAGUUUGUCCAGGAGGAUGCCGACUACGUUAAGAGUCUUUUAGAUUAAGCAACACAUCGUCUCAGACUGUAAAUAAUUAUAUCCUAAGUUAAAGUCAGAAAUCAUAUUGAAUUUUCAAUAUAUGUAUGCAUUUUUUAUUUAGAAAUGUUAAUAGUUUUGUGUGUUUGAUAGAAAAGUUGUACACUCGCAUUUAAAUGCAAAAGAAACAGAAAAUUUUAAUUCAAUUCGAUUAGUUUUAGUAGCUUCGUUUAUCUAGUUAUUCAGUUAUCCGUUUGCGCUUAAUUGUAAAUAUAAACUUCUUAAGUGCUAAAUACAAAUGUUUAGCAAUUGCAAUUGCCAUGAAA